Molecule: messenger RNA, 2944 nt
Organism: Tupaia belangeri chinensis (Chinese tree shrew)
Lineage: Eukaryota; Metazoa; Chordata; Mammalia; Scandentia; Tupaiidae
Gene: ITIH4
Product: inter-alpha-trypsin inhibitor heavy chain 4
Exons: 23
Coding region: 37-2799 (920 amino acids)
Biological process (GO): hyaluronan metabolic process
Molecular function (GO): serine-type endopeptidase inhibitor activity
Source: RefSeq, a predicted model, not a curated record
AAGUUCAGAAGCAGCCUGGCAGGCGCCGGAGCCGACAUGAAGGUCCCUGCCUCGGUGCCCGUCGGCGGUGCAGUGCUGGUCCUGCUCUCGCUGCUGCCUGUCCUCCAGGCCUCCAGUGCCCAAAAGAAUGCCAUCGACAUCUACAGCCUCACUGUGGACUCCAAGGUCUCGGCGCGAUUUGCCCACACGGUCAUCACCAGCAGAGUGGUUAACAGAGCCGACACGGUGCAGGAGGCCACCUUCCAGAUGGAGCUGCCCAAGAAAGCCUUCAUCACCAACUUCUCCAUGAUCAUCGAUGGCGUGACCUACCCCGGGAACAUCAAGGAGAAGGUUGUGGCCCAGGAGCAGUACAGUGCGGCCGUGGCCAGGGGACAGAGCGCAGGCCUUGUCAAGGUCACAGGAAGGAAGACAGAGGAGUUCCAGGUGUCGGUCAGCGUGGCUCCCACCACCAAGGUUACCUUCGAGCUGGUGUAUGAGGAGCUGCUCCAGCGGCAUCUGGGGGUGUAUGAGCUACUGUUGAAAGUGCGACCCCAGCAGCUGGUCAAGCACCUGCAGGUGGACAUUCACAUCUUCGAGCCGCAGGGGAUCAGCUUCCUAGAGACCGAGAGCACCUUCAUGACAGACAAACUGGCGGAGGCCCUCACCACCUCUCAGAAUAAGACCAAGGCUCACAUCCGCUUCAAGCCCACGCUCGCCCAGCAGCAGAAGUCUCCAGAGAAGCAGGACACGGUCCUGGACGGCAGCUUCAUCGUCCGCUACGAUGUGAACCGGACCGACUCUGGGGGCUCCAUUCAGAUCGAGAACGGCUACUUCGUGCACUACUUUGCCCCCGAGGGCCUGCCUGCAAUGCCCAAGAAUGUGAUCUUUGUCAUCGACACCAGUGGCUCCAUGAGUGGCAGGAAGAUUCAGCAGACUCGGGAAGCCCUAAUCAAGAUCCUGGAUGACCUCAAACCCAAAGACCAGUUCAACCUCAUCACCUUCAGCCGGGAAGUCACCCAGUGGGAGCCACUGCUGGUGCCAGCCUCAGCCCAGAACGUGGAGAAGGCCAAGAGCUACGCAAAAGACAUCAGGGCCAUCGGAGGGACCAAUAUCAACGACGCAGUGCUGGCCGCCGUGGACCUGCUGAAGAGCAGCAACCAGAAAGAGCUGCUGCCCAGGGGAAGCGUCUCUCUCAUCAUCUUGCUCACCGACGGCGAGCCCACAGAAGGGGAGACCAACCCCGUGAAGAUCCAGAAGAAUGUACGGGAAGCCAUAGGCGACCAGUUCAACCUCUUCUGCCUGGGCUUCGGCUUCGACGUCAUCUACCCCUUCCUGGAGAAGCUGGCGCUGGACAACGGCGGCCUGGCACGGCGCAUCUACGAGGACUCGGACUCCGCCCUGCAGCUUCAGGACUUCUACCAGGAGGUGGCCAACCCCCUGAUGACGGCUGUGGUCUUCGAGUAUCCUAGCAACGUCGUGGAGGCUGUCACGCAAGACAACUUCCGGCUGCUCUUCAAGGGCUCGGAGAUAGUGGUGGCCGGGAAGCUCCAGGAGCAGAACCCUGAUGUGCUGUCAGCCAAAGUCAACGGGCAGCUGCAUCUGCAGAACAUCACCUUCCAGGCAGAGGCCAGCGUGGCGGAACAGGAGGAGGCGUUCCAGGGCCCCAAGUACAUCUUCCACAACUUCAUGGAGAGGCUCUGGGCGUACCUGACCAUCCAGCAGCAGCUAGAGCGGCUGAUUUUAGCAUCAGAUGCUGAGCGGAAGGCACUCGAGACCCAAGCUCUGAACAUGUCACUCAAAUAUAGCUUUGUCACGCCCCUCACAUCUAUGGUGGUCACCAAACCCGAAGGCCAAGAUCAGUCUCAAGUUCUGGAGAAGCCUGUGGAAGAUGAAAGCAAACACAGGCCUUCGCACCCAGGUCGCACUGUCUUCAGAUCUAGCAGCCGAAGGAAACAACAGUCUGGAAUACAAGCUGGACUCUUCAGGACCCCUGCACGUUUCGGACCCAGCGGUGGCCAUGGUACAAGAUUCAGAGGCCUCCACCUUGAUAAGUUUUAUUCUCCCAGCCGUAUCCUUCAGCCCCAGACAGAGCUGUGGAGGAAGCUCCCAGAAACGUCCUUCGCUAUGCUCGCACCAGUGCCCACUCUGUCGGCGCCAAAAGUGCUCACAGUGCCCAAUCCAGAAACAACUACAGCGCCCUCACCCCCAGCCCCCAUCCAGGCUCACCUCUUCAUCCUGCCACUGCCUGGGCAGACCGUGGACCGGCUCUGUGUGGACAUCAAGCAGACUCAGGAGCCUGUGAACCUGAUCUCGGACCCUGACCAAGGGAUUGAGGUGACUGGCCAGUAUGACGCGGAGAAGGCUGAGCUCUCGUGGAUUCAGGUGACCUUCAAGAGCCCCCAGCUGCAGGUUCACGCAUCCCCUGAGCACGUGGUAGUGACUCGGAACCAAAAGAACUCUGAGUACAAGUGGAAGGAGACCCUGUUCUCUGUGAUGCCCAGCCUGAAGAUGACCAUGGACCAGACAGGCCUCCUGCUGCUCAGCGCCCCAGACAAAGUGACCAUCGGCCUGUUGUCCUGGGAUGGCCCUGGGAAGGGGAUCCGGCUCCUCCUGCGUGACACUGACCGCUUCUCCAGCCGUGUCGGCGGGACCCUUGGCCAGUUUUACCAGGAGGUGCUCUGGGAGGCCCUAGCUGCUGAGACGGACAGACGAACACUGAGGGUUCAGGGGAACGACUACUCUGCCACCAGUGAGCUCAAGCUGGAUUACCAGGAGGGGCCUCCAGGGACAGAGAUGGCCUGCUGGACCGUGGAGUUGUAGUUCUGCUGGGAGGCGCUGCGCCUGCCUCCUGCUGCCCCACUGUGGGCAGACGGCUGCCACCCUGGCACCACAGGGCCACCUGUGGGCCUGGGCCACACCGCAGAGGGGACCUCCACUCGUUACAAAUAAAGAAAGGUGGCGUGAG